AUGCCCGAACCCAUGGAAUCAGACUGGUCCAACUCAUCAGCAUCGGGCCCUACCCUCUCCUUCCUUCCGCAGGUGCCAAUUAAUGCUUUCCAGCCCGGGGACUCGCAAAUUGAAAACUCUGGGCAGUCCGCCGCAAGCCCAGAGUAUGCUGCAAUCGAAGAGCUGGCAGCGGUCAAGAAAGAGCUUCGCGUUUUGGACCUUGAGUCCUUCUGGAUCAAGCUUAUGGAGCGCACCUCGUCACUGUGCAAUGCUCAGUAUGCUUUCGUAGCCCGACGGGUCAAGGAUGGAGAGUCAACCGAAGAAAUAGCUGGACACAAGCACUCAGUUUUUGGUAUUGCCUACUAUUACAAUGACGGAUUCCAGAUAGUGGGGAUGCAUCGACAUAGGUAUUUUGCUGGCGGAAGCCCUCUGUCGCAUAUGGAUCUUAAGAAGCCAUGCUUAAUCCCAGAGAACCUGAGUUCGUACAAUCUGUUUGACAGGGACAAGCUACCGUUCGCUGCAGAGGGUUACCUGGCGAUUCCCCUAUUUCUGGGGGAUGAAUGCCUUGCUUACCUGGGAUUAAUGUGGUCAGAUGUGGGAUUGCAGAAUCGAAAGCUUUCUUGGUCGUUCAUCGAAACAGUGCUCUUCUCCUUGGAGGACUUGGUUGUCCAACGAAUCCAGGAGGAUAGGCGUGUGGCAGAACAGCAACAAUCUGUCCCAGGCUCGGCUCUAGGUGGACGAAAUAUAGACGAUGAAAUGGCGCCGCCUGCGCAAGGCGCGCAGUUCUCUUCGCAGCAUCUCAAACCAUUUGCGCGCAGCCUCUCGCACGAACUUCGUACGCCAAUGCAGGGAAUUGUGGGUAUGUUGGAUGUCAUGCAUGCAACUGUGCGUGAUGCUCUUAUCGGCAAACCCCCUCCGAAAACUGCAUACGUCUUUCAAUCGCUCAAGGAGAGCAUUGAAAUGGUCCAAGAUAGUGCGAGGAGGGCUGUUGAAGCAGCGGAUAAUGUUGUCCAUGCUUACGAUCUCAACAUGGAGGUCCCUAAAACCCCUCAGGUGGAGCGAGACAGCAUCGUUUUCUCUGCUUCUCCUAUUUCAACAUCCGAGAGUCGGCCAAACGUGUUUAUAGAGGGCAACAACAUGGCCGCCAAUCCCUACAAACGUCGAAGGAGCAACCCGCCAGAACUUGGGAAAACCCCUACUCCGAAGCCAAAAGCUCGUCGACUUACGUCUCCGAAAGAGCUCUCCCCGCGUACCGAGGAGGUAAAAAAUGCCGUGCAUGAGACCGACAAGAUCUUCAAUACUUCAACACCUGCUCAUCAAAUAGAAGCCGUAAUGGCUAGUAUGGUCAAUCCUCGGCCGUCCUUAGCUGUUCGAAGAUCGGCACCUCAUCUUCUGCUGGAGGGCAUCAACGUCAAUUUCCAGGGUCCGGCACUACGCUUCACCAAGCUUCGUGAUCUUCUUCGAUUGGUGGUUAACGAAUCCCUUCAUGUUGGCGGCAGGCCCGAUUUUGUGGUCAGCGGCGCGACAGAGUUGGGUGAAAUGAUUGAGGUCCGGACGCGGUCAUCUAAUGGAGAAGUAUUUUCUAAGACCAUAGACUGGUCCGUGGACAAUGCAGUACCCGAUGCGCUGUUUGCGGAUGACCGAGACCUGGCCAAGCUGAUUUCCUGCGUUUUUCUUAACGCUGUCAAAUUCACAAACAACGGUUUGAUCACGGUUAGGGCCACGCUCAGCCGCAAAACUAACGAUAUAUUGAUCAACGUUCGUGACACCGGCCCCGGUAUCCCUAUGGCAUUCUUGCCCAAUCUUUUCAAACCGUUUGCCCGGGAAGAUGCGUCAAUUACCCGAAGCAAGGACGGGCUAGGAUUAGGGCUGCUUGUAGCAAAGGGCUUAGCAAGGAAGAUGGGCGGUGACCUAGUUUGCGUUCGCUCGUCGACGUCUGGGCCUGACCGUGGCUCAGAAUUCGAGAUUAGGGUUCCCGUGACCGCACCCGAAGCCGCUCGCCCAGUGGCUUUAUCAAUGCAGUUAACCCCACCAAAGACUAAUGACCCAUCGAGACUCAGCAGGGCUAGCAAUACACCUCCAGACACUACUUUAUUAUCGCCACUGAUACCCGUGCUACCACCUACACCGACACCUACCCAAGAGCCAACGUCGACUCUUACAGAUGAGUCUUCCACACCGAUCCCCGCCCGUUCGGCACCCAAAACAACCCUCGCGAAAGGGCAGAAUUUAGAUGUCAAGCCUGGGGAAAGACAUCCUCUUACCUUCCUGGUAGCAGAAGACAAUAAGAUCAAUCGGCGGGUUCUGGUUCAUAUGUUGAAAAGACUCGGCUACCAAGAAAUUUAUGAAGCCGGCAACGGGAAAGAGGCUGUGCGCACCAUGCAGAAUAUUCUCGACGCGCAGAAUUCUGAGCAUGACGCUGCACAAGAACAAAAGCCGUUAAAUUGCCAGACCACGGCGGAUGAAUUUCUCGUGCCCGGGCCACCGCACCGACAGAAGAGAGCAAAGCCAGUGGAUGUCAUACUAAUGGAUCUUUGGAUGCCCGAAAUGGACGGGUACGAAGCCACAUCAAAGAUAUUCGAGAUGAUCAACGAGCGUUACCAGAAUCCGAUUCCAUCGCAAUCACAGUUGCAUCGUCCCGGACUUCCCCUAUCGCAACCACCCACUGUUCUCGCCGUCAGCGCAGACGUUACAGAUGAGGCGCUUAAUCGCGCCACCAAAGUCGGCAUGAAGGGUUACAUGACGAAGCCUUAUAGACUGAUGGACCUGGAGCGACUGAUUGCUGGUUUUUGCUACAAUGAUGCUGCCUCACAGGCACAGAUCAAUGACUCAACGAAUGCAUGAUAUCCCUAUUUCUUUCGUUAUAAUAGAUAAUAAAUUAUACGCUGCAUAUCUGCGCAGCUCUCUUCAUACUAUCAUGAUGAGAUUUUGAUUACCGAUUGCAGACCCUAUGGGCUCGCCCUGUUUUUGCGUUUAUACAUACACGAUUUUUUGA
Aspergillus nidulans FGSC A4 is the source of this 2974-nucleotide messenger RNA. RefSeq names its product protein hk-9. Gene Ontology annotation, biological process: phosphorelay signal transduction system; signal transduction. The record is from RefSeq and is a predicted model, not a curated record. Gene Ontology annotation, molecular function: kinase activity; transferase activity; protein histidine kinase activity. The transcript is spliced from 2 exons. The coding region runs from base 1 to 2823 and encodes 940 amino acids. Lineage: Eukaryota; Fungi; Ascomycota; Eurotiomycetes; Eurotiales; Aspergillaceae.